This is a messenger RNA of Gigantopelta aegis, 16737 nucleotides long. Its product is annotated as dynein heavy chain 5, axonemal-like. The record is from RefSeq and is a predicted model, not a curated record. NCBI's taxonomy places the organism in Eukaryota, Metazoa, Mollusca, Gastropoda, Neomphalida, Peltospiridae. Gene Ontology annotation, biological process: microtubule-based movement. Gene Ontology annotation, molecular function: ATP hydrolysis activity; dynein light intermediate chain binding; ATP binding. Gene Ontology annotation, cellular component: dynein complex.
GUGUGGUGGAUGAAUUUGAUUUCUACUUUAAUUAAACGAUUUUGUGUGAAGACAUUUAUUUUAUGAGACGGAGUUGUUGUUUGAGGUUUCGGUAAAGAUAUCUGGCCGCCAUGUCAAACGGGACAUUGGGCCGAGGCGGCAAGAAUCGCGCGUCAAGCGCAGAAGCGAAGAAUAAGACGAGAUUGGGAACUUUGGCGCCUGGAGAAAACAUCAAAGAGAAGCAGCAAAAGUUGAAAGAGGAGCGUGAGGCAAAGAGGGCCCAGCUCGAUGACCGCCAUUACUACAUGCUCCAGAGUGUGGCUGACAGUCUCGGCUUGGAGAGGUCGGAGGUUGAGGAUGCCAUCUUGGAAGGCAAUCAGAUUGAAAUCAUGGAUGGUUUCCUGGGUGUGGAUGGAAUCAAGCGCUUGAUGUUCUAUUAUCAGGAGCCUGAGAGUGAGAGGGAACAAGUGGACUAUAUCCGAGUGGGGCCACCUGGCGUAAAGACGACUCGAUCGACAAAGCCUAAAGUGUUUGUGACUGACGGCUCCACCCCUCUACGUGGCGUUUGUCUGGUUUUCACCAAGGUGCCGACUGGAAACCCCGUCACAGAACAGAACAUAUCUAAGGACGUGAGCUUCACGAAGCUGGACACGAGCGGGACUGACCAGAACGGUCGCGGUCUGCUGCAUGCGGUGGAGAGCCUGCUGUCGACGAUCUUCAUCCCAGCGCUAAAGAAGCUGGAGAACGGGUGGGGCCAGCUCAACAACCAGGACAAUGCGGCCGUGCGCUCCGAGUUCCUUAACUCUCUCGACUCCUUCGUCUCCGUCCUUGUCGGAGCCCAGGAGAGUCUGGAGAACAAGGUGACGUUGAAGCCGUGUAAGGGCUACAACCUGAGUAAGGUGAACAGCCCCGCUGACUACCAGGCUGUCGCCAACAGCUCUGAGUCGCUGGAGGCCAUCGAGGAGUGCAUGCACGUGUGGAUCAAACAGAUAGAACAGGUUCUUGCUGAGAGUGAACAGAUGCGGCGUGAAGCGGAUGACAUCGGUCCGAGAGCGGAACUUGACCACUGGAAGAAACGCAUGUCUCGUUUCAACUACCUGCUUGACCAGAUCAAGAGUAACGAGGUCAAGGCCGUUCUGGGAAUCUUGCACGCUGCCAAGUCGAAACUCAUCAAGAUCUGGCAGGAGCUUGAUCGUCGAAUCACGGACACGGCGAAUGAGGCGAAGGACAACGUCAAGUUUCUCUACACGCUCGAGAAGUUCUGUGACCCGCUCUACAACAGCGACCCGGUGGGGAUGUUGGAGGGGAUUCCUGGCCUGAUCAACGCGAUCCGGAUGAUUCACAGUAUCUCUCGCUACUACAACACAUCCGAACGCAUGACAUCUCUCUUUGUCAAGAUCACGAACCAGAUGAUCACAGCGUGUAAGGCGUACAUCACUGACGACCGCUCGGAGACGAUGUGGUCCCAGUCCCAGGACUUUGUGCUGCGUAAACUGCACGACUGUAUCCGGCUCAACGAGGACUACCAGCGACACUUCCACAAGACGAAGCAGAAACUCGAGUCCAUGCCCAACGAGCGGCCGUUCGACUUCUCAGAGAUGUACAUCUUUGGAAAGUUCGACACGUUCACGCGCCGGCUGAAGAAAAUCAUUGAGAUGAUGGAAACGAUGGAGUCGUAUUCCCACCUGGCUGACUCCAAGAUAGAAGGUCUGGAGGUGAUGGCCAACAAGUUCAGUGUGAUCCAGACGUCGAUGAAGAAGAAACCCUACGACUAUCUUGACCAGCGCAAGAUGGAGGUCGACCAGGACUUCGACGAGUUCAAACGCCAGAUACAGGAUCUUCAUAUGAACAUCUGCAACUUCAUGGACUCUCAGUUUGAGAAGAUUUCCAGCACGACGCGGGCUCUCCAGCUGUUGCGCAAGUUUGAGUACCUCAACAUCCCCAACCUCGGCAUCCCCGAGAAGUACCAGCGCAUCCUCAGUCACUACGGCCGCGACAUCGACAUGGUGUCCCGCAUCUACCAGAAGAACAAGAGUGACCCCCCCGUUGCGCGCGACCUGCCACCCAUUGCAGGUAAGAUCUCGUGGGCCCGCCAGCUGUUCCGCCGUAUCCAGGAGCCGAUGGAGGUGUUCCAGCAACAUCCGACCAUCCUACAGGGCAACGAGGCGAAGAGGAUCAUCAAGAACUUCAACAAACUGGCCAAGGUGUUGCUCGAGUUCGAGCUCCUCUACCACAGGGGCUGGAUUAGACAGGUGGAGGCUGCCAAGUCAGGCCUCCAGGCCUCCCUGCUGGUGAAGCACCCCGAGACCAAGGAGCUGUUCGUGAACUUUGACCCCUUGCUCAUGACGAUGAUCAGGGAAACGGAAUGUAUGACCCGCCUUGGCCUUGACAUUCCACCAGUGGCGAAACUAAUGAGGGCGAGACAAACGGAAUACAAGGACACCUAUAACUCACUGCAGAUGAUGCUUGACGAGAACAAGCGAGUGCGUGCAAAGAUCCCCGCUGCGUUUGAGCUGCUGAUGGGUCUGCACGUGGCGAAGGUUGAUGAUGUUAUUGAGCCGGGCAUCACGACGCUGUCAUGGUCGUCGAUCAACAUCAAGGAGUACACGGCUGACGUGCACGUGGCCAUCGCGGAACUCGAGCUGCUGAUGAACCGCGCCCACGACGUCACUGAGUUCCGCAUUGACUCAAUCCUCCGCGAUAUGGCCACCACCACGCUGUGUCAGCUGCCCGGAGACGAACCGUGGUCGGUGGAGGAGUUCAUCGAGAACACUGUGGCUCUGUGUGUGAAGGGCUCGCAGUCACUACAGACGAAGAGCCAGACGGUGGAGGAGGCUGCCAAUGAGCUCAUCAACAUGCUGUGUGAGACAGAGCCCGAGCACGACGCCAGCGACGAGGAGGCCGACCUGGAGGACGAGGUCGAAGAUGACGAGAAACUGCCUUCAAGCGACAGUCCGUCGGACUCGCGUAAGUCUCGCACGGCGAGCGCGAAGUCGCGUCCCAAGUCGACAAAGGCGAUGGCGAUGGCUAAGAAGAAGAAGGAAAUGCGGGAGAACAUCGAGGAGUCGGCCACGGAUCUACUCAACCACUUCAGUGUGCGCAACCUCGACGCCCUGCUGCGGUGUGUGCGCAACACGCUCGAGUCUCUCCGCAAGAGGAUCACGUCCAGCUCCAUGGCCAUCUAUAUCUCUGACAAUUCUGGAUUUGGUGAAACUAAGAAAGACAGUCGUCCGUUCUUCCGCACGAAUGCCAUCCUGGCAAUCCCAAACAUCAUGAUGCAGCCCGUACUAGACGAAGUCCAGCAGGCACUCAACAAGGCUGUUCAGAACAUCAUCUCGGUCAGCAAGGGGGUCGCCCAGUGGAGUAAGGAGCGCAAGCGCUAUCACAAGCCGCUCUUCUUGGAGCAGUCGGGUUCGAUGUCAGGUGAAUUGGCCUCCGGGGAGAGGCGGGCAAGUGUCACCAGUAACGCUCCAUCGGAGGGGUCGUUCCGUGAGGGGAGGAAAGGCCGGGGGGAGGGAGAGGCACCCGCGGUACAGAUGACCAUUCAGCAACAGGCGAAGAAUUACUACAAGAGUGUGUCGGACAAUAAGGAGAUCGCCAAGCUGGCCUCGCUUCUCUCCACCUCGAUCAACUCCACGAAGAAGGAAAUAACAACAGCCCUGGAUCACUUCGCCCACUACGAGCCGAUCUGGAACGUGCCACGUGAUGAGGACCUGGAGGAGUUCAUGAAACAGGACCCAAAACUGUCCGAGUUCGAGGCCAAGAUCAAGUACUACGAGGAGCUGGAGGUGCAGAUAAUGAGCGAACCGGAGUACUACGACGCAGGAGCCAUCGCCAUCUACACCGAGAAGCUGAAGCUGGGUCUGACGACGGAGACGAAGGCAUGGCGAUUCCACUAUGGGAAGGCCUGUAACCACAAGUACCACACGGAGAUGGAGGAAAUAUUCGUCUUCAUUGAAGACAUCCAGAAAAAACUGUCUCGGCCGAUCAAAGAUCUGGAUGACAUUCGCUUUGCGAUGGCCGCUCUUCGAGAUCUACGUGAGAAGGAGAUUCACAUUGAUAUGUCCAUCGGGCCAAUUGAGGAGUCGUAUGCAGUGAUGAUAAAGCACGACUUGCCGGUGGUCAAGGAGGAGACUGAGCGGUGCGACACGCUGCGCUACCUGUACCAGAAGCUGAGUGCGCAGUGUGCAGAGGUGCAGACCUAUCUGCUGUCCAUCCAGCCCACCUUCAAGAACGAACUCAUCAGCAAUGUCCAGGUCUUCAUACAGGACUGCGACGAAUUCUACGACAGCUACGACAAGACUGGACCUAUGGUGGCGGACGUGCCUCCGCGCGAGGCAUCUGACCGGCUAGUGAUCUACCAGAACCACUUCGACACGCUGUACCGCAAGUACACGACAUACACGGGCGGGGAGGAGCUGUUUGGGCUGCAGGUCACCGAGUACCCACGGCUCCUGCAGAUCCGCAAGGAGCUCAACCUCCUACAGAAGCUGUACGGCCUGUACAACAACGUCAUCGACACCGUGCAUGGCUACUACGACAUCAACUGGGGUGAUGUAAACAUCGACAAGAUCAACCAGGAGCUGCAGGAGUUCCAGAACAGGUGUCGUAAACUGCCGCGGGCCCUGAAGGACUGGCCAGCAUUUGAGGACCUCAAGAAGACGAUUGACGACUUCAACGAGAUGGUGCCACUGCUGGAGCUGAUGUCAAACAAGGCGAUGAUGCUGCGUCACUGGGAGCGCAUGUCGGAGACGACCGGCCACGUGUUCGACGUCGAGAAUGAGAACUUCACACUGAGGAACAUCCUGGAGGCGCCGCUGCUGCAGUACAAAGAGGAGAUCGAGGAUAUUUGUAUUUCUGCGGUGAAAGAGCGAGACAUUGAGGCAAAACUGAAGCAGGUCAUGGCUGACUGGGGAACUCAGGAAUUUCAGUUCGCAAACUUCAAGACACGUGGCGAGCUGCUGUUGCGUGGGGACACCACAGGGGAGAUAAUCCUGCUGAUGGAAGAUUCUCUGAUGGUGCUCAGUUCUCUACUCGGUAACAGGUUCAAUGCUCCAUUCAAAGCUAAGAUCCAGACUUGGGUACAGAACCUGACCAACUCGUCCGAGAUCAUUGAGAACUGGAUGGUCGUACAGAACCUCUGGGUUUACCUCGAGGCCGUCUUCGUCGGGGGAGAUAUCGCAAAACAGCUUCCCAAGGAAGCGAAGCGAUUCAGCAACAUCGACAAGUCGUGGGUGAAGAUCAUGCAGCGAGCGCACGAGAUGCCCAACGUGGUGCAGUGCUGCGUGAGUGACGAGACCAUGAUGCAGCUACUACCACAUCUCCUGGAGCAGCUCGAACUCUGCCAGAAAUCUCUAACUGGAUAUCUUGAGAAGAAGCGCCUUGCGUUCCCGCGGUUUUUCUUCGUGUCUGACCCGGCCCUGCUGGAGAUCCUGGGCCAGGCGAGCGACCCCCACACGAUCCAGCAGCACCUGCUGAGUGUGUUCGACAACACGAAGAGCGUCAAGUUCCACGAGAAAGUCUACGACCUCAUCCUCUCAGUCCACUCAUCAGAGGGCGAGACGAUUGAGCUUGAGAAGCCCGUGAAAGCGGAAGGCAAUGUUGAGAACUGGCUGAUGAACCUGAUGGUGAUGGCCCAGAAAUCACUGCACGGAGUUAUCCGCACUGCGUUCAUGGCGAUACAAGACCAGAGUUUCCAGCUCCUGGAGUUCCUCAGAACAUUCCCUGCUCAGGUUGGUUUGCUAGGUUUACAAAUGAUCUGGACACGUGACUCGACCGAUGCUCUGACCAACGUGAAGUACGACAAGAAGAUCAUGGCCCAGACGAACCAGGCGUUCCUUGAACUUCUCAACACGCUCAUCGACCAGACCACCAAGGAUCUCGCUAAAUUCGAGAGAACCAAAUAUGAGACUUUGAUCACCAUACACGUGCAUCAGCGCGACAUCUUUGAUGAACUGUGUCGGCAGCACGUGAAGUCUCCAACAGACUUCGAGUGGGUCAAACAGUCGCGCUUCUACUUCAUCGAGGAGCAAGACAGAUGUCAGAUCUCCAUCACUGAUGUCGACUUCAUCUACCAGAAUGAAUUCCUCGGCUGUACAGAGAGACUGGUCAUCACACCACUCACUGACAGAUGCUACAUCACCCUGGCGCAGGCUCUGGGCAUGUCAAUGGGUGGAGCGCCCGCUGGACCAGCCGGGACAGGAAAGACAGAGACGGUGAAGGACAUGGGACGAUGUCUCGGCAAGUUUGUCGUCGUCUUCAAUUGUUCCGAUCAGAUGGACUUCCGAGGACUGGGACGGAUCUUUAAAGGUUUGGCACAGUCGGGCUCGUGGGGAUGUUUCGACGAGUUCAACCGAAUUGACCUGCCAGUGCUAUCAGUGGCAGCCCAGCAGAUCGCCAUUGUCCUCGGGGCCAAGAAGGAGCGCAAGAAGGCGUUCAUCUUCACAGACGGAGACAACGUGGACUUGAACAUCGAGUUUGGAAUCUUCCUCACAAUGAACCCAGGUUACGCUGGCCGACAAGAACUGCCGGAGAACCUGAAGAUCAACUUUCGGACGGUGGCCAUGAUGGUUCCCGAUCGUCAGAUCAUCAUCCGUGUCAAGCUGGCCGCCGUCGGCUUCAUCGAUAACAUCGUACUGGCGCGCAAGUUCUUCACCCUGUACAAACUGUGUGAGGAACAGCUCACAAAACAGGUGCACUAUGAUUUCGGUUUGCGGAACAUUCUGUCGGUGUUGCGAACCCUGGGCACGGUGAAGCGACAGUCUGUAAACGACACGGAGCAGAUGAUCGUGAUGAGAGUGCUACGUGACAUGAACCUCUCGAAACUGGUCGACCAGGACGAACCACUCUUCAUCUCCCUCAUCAACGAUCUCUUCCCGGGAAUUCAGCAGGGCAAGGAGGUCUACGCAGAACUAGAGGCAGCCAUUCAGAAGAACGUCACCGACGCUAAACUCAUCAACCAUCCAUCGUGGACUCUCAAGUUGAUUCAGCUGUACGAAACGCAGCGUGUGCGUCAUGGGAUGAUGACGCUGGGUCCGAGUGGGACAGGCAAGACAUGCUGUAUCCACAUGUUGAUGAAGGCGAUGACUGACUGCGGUGAGCCGCACAGGGAGUGGAGGAUGAACCCCAAGGCCAUCACUGCGCCGCAGAUGUUCGGCCGCCUUGACGUCGCCACCAACGACUGGACCGACGGAAUCUUCUCAACGCUGUGGAGGAGAACGACCAGAGUCAAGAAAGGUGAGCACAUUUGGCUCCUGCUGGACGGUCCAGUCGACGCUAUCUGGAUUGAGAAUCUCAACUCUGUGCUGGACGACAACAAGACCUUGACCUUGGCUAACGGUGACCGCAUUCCUAUGGCUGUCAACUGCAAAAUUAUUUUCGAGCCCCACAACGUGGACAACGCUUCCCCGGCCACUGUGUCACGCAACGGCAUGGUCUACCUCAGCAGCUCCGGCCUCCACUGGCAGCCUAUACUGGAGGGCUGGUUAAAUCACAGGCCAAUGCAUGAAAAGGAGAUCAUAUUGUCACUGUUUGAGAAAUCGUUUCCACCUGCCCUGCGAUUCGCACAACAGAAUCUCGUCUUCAAGAUGGACAUGCUUGAAGCAUUCAUUAUUGUACAGUGCACCAAGCUACUGACAGGGCUGAUUCCCGUGAAGGAAGACAAGGAGGGUCACCAGAUCAACAUGGACCACUACGAGCACCUCUACGUGUUCACUCUGAUGUGGAGCGUCGGCGCGCUGCUCGAACUCGACGACCGCAACAAGAUGGAGCAGUUCCUGCGCAGCAGCGAUGAGUUCAGCCUUGACCUGCCACACAUCCCCGAGAACGCCGACUACACCAUGUUCGACUUCUUCGUCAACCCAGAAGGUGAGUGGGAGCACUGGAACAGCCGUGUGGUGGAGUACCACUACCCCUUGGACACCACCCCCGAGUACAGCACCAUCCUAGUGCCAAUGGUGGACAAUGUGCGAACUGAGUUCCUAGUGGACAUCAUUGCGCGGCAGGGACAGGCAGUGCUGCUCAUCGGCGAACAGGGCACCGCGAAGACUGUCAUGAUCAACAACUACACGUCCAAGUACAACCCUGAGAACCAUCUCGCCCAGAGUCUGAACUUCUCAUCGGCCACCACGCCCAACAUGUUCCAGAGGACAAUAGAGAGCUACGUGGACAAGCGCGUCGGCUCGACGUACGGGCCACCUGCAGGCAAGAAGAUGACAGUGUUUAUUGAUGACAUCAACAUGCCGGUCAUCAAUGAGUGGGGAGACCAGAUCGCCAACGAGAUCGUGCGGCAAUUGAUGGAGGCCAAGGGGUUCUACAGUCUGGAGAAACCGGGAGACUUCACCAGUAUCGUUGACAUGCAGUUCCUGUCUGCGAUGAUCCAGCCGGGCGGAGGUCGUAACGACAUCCCUCAACGUCUUAAAAGACAGUUCGUAAUCUUCAACUGUACACUACCGUCAAACCCGUCCAUUGACAAAAUCUUCUCAGUCAUCGGCUUGGGUCAUUUCUGCAAGGAGCGCGGAUUCAAGGAAGAAAUCACUGAGCUCAUCCGUAACCUAGUUCCCAUUACCAGACGACUCUGGCAGCUCACAAAGACGAAGAUGUUGCCAACCCCUGCCAAGUUCCACUACAUCUUCAACUUGCGAGAUUUGUCGCGCAUCUGGCAAGGGAUGUUGAAUGCUGCGAGUUCUGUGAUCAGCAAAUCAGAGACAUUGAUGGCGCUGUGGAAACACGAGUGUACUCGCGUCAUCGCAGACAGAUUCACAGGUGUUGAAGAUGCACAGUGGUUCCUGAAAAUUCUCUCCCGGGUCAUUGGUGAGGAACUCGGUGACAGUUAUGUGCCCAUGGUAGAACCGAUCCCUUACUUUGUUGAUUUCAUGAGAGAUGCCCCAGAACCAACUGGAGAAGAAGGUGAAGAUGCAGACUUUGACAUGCCCAAGAUUUACGAACCUGUGGAGAGUUUGGAGCUGUUGGAAGAGAGACUACUGAUGUUUCUGCAGCAGUACAACGACGGGAUCCGUGGGGCUGGGAUGGACCUCGUCUUCUUCAAGGACGCCAUGAUUCACCUUCUCAAGGUGUCCCGCAUCAUCCGCACACCCAGGGGACAUGCCCUGCUGGUCGGUGUGGGUGGGUCGGGAAAACAGUCGCUCACAAAACUGGCGUCGUUCAUCGCGGGAUACAAAACAUUCCAGAUCACUCUGACUAGGUCGUACAACGUGGGGAACCUGCUGGAAGACCUCAAGUAUCUGUACCGCACGGCUGGUUCACAGGGCAAGGGCAUCACCUUCAUAUUCACUGACCAGGAGAUCAAGGAUGAAGGAUUCCUCGAGUACCUCAACAACAUGCUGUCCUCGGGAGUUGUUGCUAACUUGUUUGCUCGAGAUGAACUGGAUGAAAUUCGCAGUGAACUCGCUCCCAUCAUGAAGAAAGAGUUUCCACGACGACCACCAACCAAUGAGAACCUUGAUGAGUAUUAUCUCACGCGUGUGAGACUCAAUCUACACGUCAGUCUCUGCUUCUCACCAGUUGGAGAGAAGUUCCGUCAGCGGAGUUUGAAGUUCCCAGGACUGAUCUCCGGCUGUACGAUGGACUGGUUCCAGCGGUGGCCGAAGGAUGCACUGAUCGCCGUCGCCGAUCACUUCCUGUCUGACUUCGACAUCGUCUGCUCGGAGGAAGUCAAGAAGCAGGUCAUACACCUGAUGGGCAUCGUCCACGACGGCGUCGCCGAGAACUGUGUCGACUAUUUCCAGAGAUAUCGGCGCUCCACCCACGUGACCCCCAAGUCGUAUCUGUCCUUCAUCAACGGCUACAAGACGAUCUACACGGACAAGAAGAACCAGGUGGGAGAACUGGCAAACAGAAUGAACACAGGUUUGGAGAAGCUGAUAGAGGCAUCUCAAGCAGUGGCCGAGUUGAGCAAGGAGCUGGCUGUGAAGGAGAAGGAGCUGGCAGUCGCCUCUGAGAAAGCCGAGGCGGUCCUGAAGGAGGUCACCGUCAAGGCCCAGGCCGCCGAGAAGGUCAAGGAGCAAGUGCAGAAGGUGAAGGACAAAGCGCAGGCUAUCGUCGACAUCAUCGAGGCUGACAAAGCCAUAGCCGAGGAGAAGCUCGAGAAGGCUCGUCCAGCUCUGGAGGAAGCCGAGGCCGCACUGAACACGAUCAAACCAUCAGACAUCGCCACAGUGAGGAAGCUGGGCCGCCCCCCACAUCUCAUCAUGAGGAUCCUCGACUGUGUGUUGCUGCUGCUGCAGAAGAAACUGCUGCCUGUCACCCUCGAUCAGGACAAGCCCGAGUACAUCAAGCCAUCGUGGUCCGAGUCACUCAAGCUGCUGGCUGCAAACUUGCUGCAGGCGCUGACCCAGUUCCAGAAGGAUUUGAUCAAUGAUGAGAUGGUGGACUUUCUCGAGGUGUACUUUGAUGCCGAGGACUAUAACAUGGAGAAUGCUAAGAAAGUGUGUGGAAACGUUGCAGGUCUGCUGUCCUGGACUAAAGCUAUGUCACAGUUCUUUUCCAUUAACAAGGAGGUCUUGCCACUGAAGGCCAAUCUUGCAGUUCAACAAGCUCGGUAUGAGAUGGCUAUGGAAGACUUGAACAAAGCCCAGGCCCAGCUGGAUGCGAAGGAGGCCGAACUGGCACUGGUCAGAGAUAUGUACGACAAAGCCAUGAGAGAGAAACAGACUCUUCUGGACGACGCAGAGACAUGCCGGCGGAAGAUGAACGCUGCAUCUGCCCUCAUCAAUGGACUGUCCAAUGAGAAGGAGAGAUGGACAGAACAGAGCAAGGAGUUCAAGGCUCAGAUCGGAAGACUUGUUGGUGACAGUUUGGUGUGUACAGCGUUUCUGUCAUACUCGGGGCCAUUCAACCAGGAUUUCCGCACGAUACUCAACAAGGAGUGGUUCAAGGAGCUCAAGGGCCGAAAGAUUCCGUACUCGGCCAAUCUGAACGUCACGUCAGAGCUCACCGACACAACCACAGUGGCCGAGUGGAACCUGCAGGGUCUGCCCAAUGACGACCUCUCCGUCCAGAACGGAAUCAUCGUCACGAAGGCGUCUCGCUACCCACUGCUCAUCGACCCACAGGGACAAGGCAAGAUCUGGAUCAAGAACAGGGAGGCCAAUCAUGAGCUGCAGGUGACAUCGCUGAAUCACAAAUAUUUCCGAACUCACCUAGAGGACUCGAUGUCUCUCGGCCGCCCGUUGCUGCUGGAAGAUGUCUCGGAAGAUCUCGAUCCCGCUCUCGAUAAUGUUCUUGAGAAGAACUUUAUUAAAGUGGGUUCUGCACUGAAGGUCAAGGUUGGAGAUAAGGAGUGUGACAUCAUGAAGGGCUUCACGCUGUACAUCACAACGAAGCUGCCAAACCCGUCAUACACCCCUGAGAUCUCGGCCCGAACAUCCAUCAUCGAUUUCACCGUCACCAUGAAGGGGCUGGAAGACCAGCUGCUUGGCAGAGUCAUCCUCACUGAGAAAGCCGAGCUGGAGAGUGAGCGAGUGAAGUUGUUGGAGGAAGUGACGGCCAACAACAGGAAGAUGAAGGAACUGGAAGAUAACCUGCUGUUCAGACUGACCAGCACACAGGGAUCACUGGUGGAUGAUGAAGAUCUGAUCAAUGUUUUGAACAUCACCAAGGCUACAGCGCAGGAUGAGACAAAGCUUCAGAUUGCCGGGGAGACCGAACUGAAGAUAAACACGGCUCGGGAGGAGUUCCGACCAGUGGCGACGCGUGGCAGCAUCCUGUACUUCCUGAUCACCGAGAUGAGUCUCGUGAACGUCAUGUACCAAACAUCGCUCAGACAGUUCCUCCAGAUCUUUGACAGGUCCAUGGCAAAAUCACAAAAGUCGCCAAUCACCCAGAAACGUAUUAUGAACAUCAUUGAGUACAUGACGUUUGAAAUAUUCAAGUACGCAGUGCGUGGCCUGUACGAAGCUGACAAGUUGACUUUCACCUUGUUGUUAGGACUGAAAAUUGAUCUCCAAGCUGGAAAAAUCAGACACGAAGAGUUUUCCACUCUUAUCAAAGGUGGCGCAUCUCUGGAUCUGAACGUGGUGGCCCCGAAACCUCACAAGUGGAUUGUCGACCUCACCUGGUUGAACCUCGUUGAGUUGAGCAGUCUGCAUCAGUUCUCAGGCAUUCUUGACCAGGUAUCUCGUAACGAGAAGCAGUGGCGUCAGUGGUUUGACAAGGAGGCUCCGGAGGAGGAGAUCAUCCCAGAUGGCUACAACAACUCGCUAGAUGUGUUCCGCCGCCUGCUGCUCAUCCGUAGCUGGUGCCCCGACCGCACACUGUCACAGGCCAAGCGGUACAUCGCAGACACGCUCGGAGAAAAGUAUGCGGAGGGCGUCAUCCUUGACGUCGAGAAGAUGUGGGAAGAGAGCACGAAUAGAACGCCCAUGGUCUGUCUCCUGUCCAUGGGGUCAGACCCGACAAGCAGCAUUGAGGGACUCGCCAAGAAGUUCAGAUUAGACUGUCACCAGAUCUCGAUGGGUCAAGGCCAGGAGGUGCAUGCACGUCGCCUGCUGAUCCAGGGAACGCAGAACGGCGGCUGGCUGCUACUACAGAACUGUCAUCUCAGUCUGGACUACAUCAACGAGAUGAUGAACAGCAUCGUCGAGACGGACACCAUCCAUGAUGAGUUCCGGAUCUGGGUGACCACCGAGGUGCAUCCCAAGUUCCCCAUCAGUUUCCUACAGAUCUCCAUCAAGUUCACGAUGGAGCCGCCACAGGGAAUCAAGGCCGGCCUGAAGCGGACGUACACAAACAUCACGCAGGACUUCCUCGACAUUUCCAACAUGCCGCAGUGGAAGCCGAUGCUGUACGCGGUGUCCUUCCUCCACACCACCGUGCAGGAGCGCCGCAAGUUCGGCCCCCUCGGCUGGAACAUCCCCUACGAGUACAACACCUCCGACUUCAACGCCAGCGUCCAGUACGUCCAGAAUCACCUCGACGACAUGGACAUCAAGAAGGGUGUGAACUGGACGUGUAUCCGCUACAUGCUGGGUGAAAUCCAGUACGGGGGAAGAGUGACGGACGAUUUCGACAAGGUUCUCCUCAAUACGUUCUGCCGUGUGUGGUUCAGUGAGAACAUGUUCUCCUCAAACUUUGUCUUCUACAAGGGCUACGUGAUCCCCAAGUGUAACAAGAUCGGGGAAUACAUCGAGUACAUCAAUAACCUGCCCAACACAGACACACCCGAGGCUUUCGGUCUUCAUCCCAAUGCCGACAUCACUUACCAGAGCAAUACCGCUUCGACCAUCCUCAACACGAUUCUCAGCAUCCAGCCGAAGGACAGCAGCAGCGGCGGCGGCGAGACGCGCGAGUCAAUCGUGGCGCAUCUCUGCGACGACAUGCUCGACAAACUGCCGCCCGACUACGUGCCCUACGAUGUGCAGCAGAGGCUCCAGAAGAUGGGCAUCCUGCAGCCGAUGAACAUCUUCCUGCGCCAGGAGAUCGACCGCAUGCAGCGCAUCAUCACCCUCGUGCGGCUCACGCUCCUCGACCUGAAGCUGGCCAUCGACGGAACCAUCAUCAUGAGUGAGAACCUCCGAGACGCGCUCGACUGCAUGUUCGACGCCAGGGUGCCAGCAGCAUGGCUCAAGAUGUCGUGGGACUCGAGCACCCUCGGUUUCUGGUUCACGGAGCUGAUCGACCGGAACAGCCAGUUCAACUCGUGGUGUUUCGAGGGCCGGCCAGACACAUUCUGGAUGACGGGAUUCUUCAACCCACAGGGAUUCCUCACCGCCAUGAGACAGGAGGUAACUCGAGCUCACAAAGGAUGGGCUCUUGACACGGUCGUUCUUCACAACGAAGUGAUAAAGAUGUCGAAGGAUGAUGUGACUGUCGCUCCACAGGAGGGUGUCUACAUCUAUGGUCUGUACCUGGAGGGGGCGGGCUGGGACAGACGCCAGAGUAAACUGAUCGAGCCGAAACCCAAGAUCCUGUUCGAGCCGAUGCCGAUCAUCCACAUCUUUGCCAUCAACAGCACGAGCGGCCACGACCCACGCCUGUACUACUGUCCCAUCUACAAGAAGCCACGCAGGACAGACCUGACAUACAUCGCUGGGGUUGUCCUCAAGACCAACCAGGCUCCCGACCACUGGACGCUACGCGGAGUCGCGCUACUGUGUGACAUCAAAUAGACAUGUUUUAACAGGGUUAGCAGUUAGUGUCAACAGAUGAUAAUGUCAGCAGUUAAUGUCAACAGUUUAACAGUGUCAGCAGUUAAUGCUAACAGUUUAACAGUGUCAGCAAUAUUUGUCAACAGUUUAACAGUGUCAGCAGUUAAUGUCAACAGUUUAACAGUGUCAGCAGUUAAUGUCAACAGAUAAUAAUGUCAACAGUUUAACAGUGAGCAGUUAAUGUCAACAGUUUAACAGUGAGCAGUUAAUGUCAACAGUUUAACAGUAUCAGCAGUUAAUGUCAACAGAUAAUAAUGUCAACAGUUUAUCAGUGUCAGCAGUUAAUGUCAACAGAUAAUAAUGUCAACAGUUUAUCAGUGUCAGCAGUUAAUGUCAACAGUUUAACAGUGUCAGCAGUUAAUGUCAACAGUUUAACAGUGUGAGCAGUUAAUGUCAACAGAUAAUAAUGUCAACAGUUUAACAGUGAGCAGUUAAUGUCAACAGUUUAACAGUGAGCAGUUAAUGUCAACAGUUUAUCAGUGUCAGCAGUUAAUGUCAACAGAUAAUAAUGUCAACAGUUUAUCAGUGUCAGCAGUUAAUGUCAAUAGUUUCAGUGUUUGUAGUUUAACAAUGUCAGCAAUUAACAGUGUCAAUAGAUGAUAAAGUGAACAGUUUUAACAAUGUCAACAAAUAAUAAUGUCAACUGAACUGCAUUGUGAUGAGAAAACCAGAAAUGUUUCAACAUGUGUGGCAUUAUGAAAGCAUGUUCUGUGAUAAAAACAGACUGUGAUACUUCAAUUAGAAAACAAUCAUAUCAUUAAGAAUACUUGAUGCAAUCCGUUGCAUUCCUCUAUCAGAAACACAUUGGUGAAAAUUGUGUUGCUAAUUCCAAAUAAUUUGUGCUUUGUAAUGUUUUAGUAUUUGUAUUACUGUUUAUUAUAUAUUAGCAGAUAUUUAUGUAGAAAGUUGAAAUUAAGAUAAUAAUUACAAUGUUUUAUUUAAUUUAUUUUAAAAUUUAGUAUAUUUUUAUAACAAAGAUGUUUACAAGAUAAUCAUGACAAAGAUAAAUUAUUUUUGUGAAUAGGAAUAAGGAAGUCUUGACCAGUUGAGAAUGAUGUGUUAGUGAUACAGUGGUUCAGCCAGGAUUUUAUAUUGGUGGGGGCAUACAAGCAAAUGUUUCACCCUAGGAAGUCCUAAAUUAGGUGGAAGAAAAACAAGAUGUGGGAGUGGCAGAGUCUGGCCACAUACUCUAUUCAAUUAAAUAGCAUAUUUUGCAUACAAUUUAUAGGAAAUGGUUUGGUGUUUCAACAAAUGUUGCAGUUAGGCGAAAUAUUCCAUUAUGAGGUAUACAAAUAGCUGGAAACCACUGUAUCUCGUACAUACACAAUAUUGCUUUCUGAACAAAUCUUUAUGUAUUUUCUUGAAAACAUAAACAUUGUUUGAAGGAAAAUUGUCCUGUAAACAUCUUGCUUGUUCAGAUAUCAUUAGCCUCGUUUCCAUUCUGUAGAUAUAUAUUUGCUCUUAUGUUAUAUUAAUAUCUGUGAUCAACUAAAUCCGUCCUUAUUUAUAUGGGUGUCAGGGGUAGGACAGGGGUCAGCAGUGGGUAUUUAGACCUGAAGUACACAAACAAAAGAAAAAUUGUUUUAAAAAAUCCACACGCCCUGAAAAACCACAGUGAAGUACAUGUAUUUUAAUAUCAAACGGGAUGUAUCAAGUUCAUAUUGAAGUAUACAAAUAGACUAUUAAACAUUGUAUAAACAUCUCAAAUUUGUGUCUUGGCUAUCCUGUUGUUGGUUUUUAGAAUCCAUACCUAACCCACUCCCUAGAAAUGCUAAUUAUUAAUGUAAAACGUUUUUGCAUACUUUGUACAUAUUGGCAUACUUUUGACAAGGAAUUCAGACUGUAAAAUGAAUUAGUUAUUGUCAGAUAGUCUUUUCUGUUUACCAUAGCAAUAAAUUAUCAUAGUCCAUCUGUUUGUAUAGCAACAAGUUUCAUAGUCCAUGGCUGAGUUUGGCCAGACCGAGCAGAAAAACAUCUGCUAGACCGGUUUAAUCUGCUUCACGGGAAAAUCAAAUGGCCACUUCAGUAACUAAUUAAAUAGUUCGCAAAUGUUAGCUGGCUGUACUUGGGUCAUAUGUCUGUUUACAACAAAUGAUUGUCCUCCAGAUAUUCUUAACAACCACUCCAUACAGUAAAAUAAGUUUAUUUAUCCACAACAGAGAACAAAUGAUUUCAGUUUUAAAAGUAAACACUACAUGUACUUCAAAGUCUUUACAAUACUGUCUGUAAAUCAAAUUGAUGCAUCUUUUAAUUGUGAUAUUUAUAGCCUACGUAAGCAGUAUUUUUUUUUUUAUGUGAUUAUUUAUCUCUAGCCUUACACGCAUCUAUGUUAUCUAAAUUUUACUAAUAAUCUUUAAUAUAUGUAUAUACUAGAUUAAUUACUAGUAUUUAUACUGUAUAGUUCUCUAUUACUAGUAUUUAUACUGUAUAGUUCUCUACCUUUUAUUUUAAAUUGUUUUCAUUUAUAAAAUUUAUUUUAAACAUUGAAGUAAUAAAUUUUUUAUUAUAUACUCUCAUCUUUGGUGAUUUCUUCUUGUUGUUGUUGUAAAAGAAUAUGUCUAUUUAUGUGAUCACAUUAAAAAAAAAUCAUGGG